AUGCUGGUGCCGCUGCCGACCCUGGCCGUAGUGGCAGCCGGCCUGCUGCUGGUCCACGGCCUCGAUAUACCCUCCGACACGCCCAUCUCCGCCCUCCUGUCAUCUGCCCAAGCACAUCUUGCCAAGGGCGAGACCAGCAGUGCCCUCGAGUACUACGAUGCCGCCAUUGCACGAGACCCCAACGACUACCUGACCUAUUUCAGGCGCGCCACGACCUUCCUCUCCCUCGGUCGCACGUCCCAGGCCUCCCACGACUUCAACAAGGUCCUGUCCCUCAAGCCAGGCUUCGAAGGCGCGCAUCUGCAGCUAGCCAAGCUCAAGGCAAAGAGCGCAGACUGGGAGGGCGCAAAGGAGCAAUACACACUGGCCAACAAGUCCAGGGGCUCGGCAGAGUUCGACAGCCUCGUCGAGGCCGAAGGCGCCGCCGCCCUCGCAGCCGCCGCCGCCACAGCGGGCAACUGGGACGAGUGUAUUAGCCAGGCCGGAGAGGCCAUCUUCACCGCCAACCGCGCGCCGGCCCUCCGCGAGCUGCGCGCGACGUGUCGGUUCGCAAAGGGCGAGGUGGAAGAGGGCAUGGGCGACCUGCAGCACGUCCUGAGCAUGAAGCCGGGCGACACCACCCCUCACGUCACCAUAUCCGCAACCACCUUCUACGCGCUCGGCGACACAACGCAGGGUCUUGCGCAGAUACGCAAGUGCCUCCACUCCGAUCCCGACUCGAAGGUCUGCAAGAAGCUGCUGAAGCAGGAGAAGAGUGUGGAAAAGACCAUGGCCAGGGUCAACAAGGCCAUGGAGAAGAGCCAGUUCAUGACCGGCGCCAAGCUGCUCGUCAACUCGGGAGACGACAAGGGCCUGAUCGACGAGGUCAAGGAACAGGUUGCCGAGCUGAAGAAGGACGGCUUCAUCGCGGAGAAGGCACCCGCCACCCUGCUCAGCCAGAUCGUCGAGCUGGCCUGCCAAGCCUACUACGAGUCCAACGGCAAGAAGGCAAGCAUCUACUGCGCCGACUCGCUCGAGCUGGACGGCAACGCCUUCUACGCUCUACUAUACAAGGCCAAGACCCAACUCGAAGCAGAGGACUUCGAGCCCAGCAUAAACACCCUCAACCAGGCCGCCGAAGCAAGACCCGACAAGAAGAACGUCGUCAACCCCUUGCUGCAGAAGGCCCAGGUUGCCCUCAAGCGAAGCAAGACCAAGGACUACUACAAGGUCCUCGGCGUCUCCACCGACGCGGACGCGAAGCAGAUCAAGUCGGCCUACCGCAAACUAUCGAAACAGUUCCACCCCGACAAGGCCGUCAAACAGGGCAUCACGAAGGAGGAGGCCGAGAAGAAGAUGGGAAACAUCAACGAGGCGUACGAGGUAUUGAGCGACCCCGAACUGAGGGCCAGAUUCGACAGGGGAGAUGACCCAAAUUCGCACGAGCAACAAGGAGGCAAUCCCUUCCACGGCAGUCACUUUGGCGGCCAGCCGUUCAUGUUCCAGCAGGGCGGCGGCGGCGGCGGCGGCCAGCAAUUCAAUUUCAAGUUUGGCUCUGGAGGCGGCGGCGGCGGCGGCGGUUUCCCUGGUGGCUUUCCCUUUGGUUGA
Messenger RNA from Truncatella angustata, 1587 nucleotides. Its product is annotated as DnaJ and TPR domain-containing protein. Gene Ontology annotation, biological process: protein folding in endoplasmic reticulum. Bases 1 to 1587 code for a protein of 528 amino acids. The transcript has a single exon. Gene Ontology annotation, cellular component: endoplasmic reticulum. The record is from RefSeq and is a predicted model, not a curated record. Gene Ontology annotation, molecular function: misfolded protein binding; protein-folding chaperone binding. NCBI's taxonomy places the organism in Eukaryota, Fungi, Ascomycota, Sordariomycetes, Amphisphaeriales, Sporocadaceae.